Betta splendens (Siamese fighting fish) is the source of this 3812-nucleotide messenger RNA. RefSeq lists its product as uncharacterized. Lineage: Eukaryota; Metazoa; Chordata; Actinopteri; Anabantiformes; Osphronemidae. The record is from RefSeq and is a predicted model, not a curated record. The coding region runs from base 591 to 2846 and encodes 751 amino acids. The transcript has 3 exons.
CAGAUAACACGGCCCAGCGCCAGGACUUUCCGAGUAGCCGAGAAAAACAUCUACACGUCCUUAUUUGGACAUGUGGAAAGAUUUUAGGUGGCGGUUAAAAGCAGGCUUUCACAGGCUGGGGUUUUCACAGCGCUUCGCAGAGGGUCCGCUGGUAGCACACAGCUGACCUUUUCCGACCUCUCAGUUCUCUCUGCAGAGGAACAAGCAGUUGUGUUCGUGUGAACUCUCUGCCGUGAUUGAAGAAAAAGAGAAUACGCGACAGAAAUUGGCGUCACUCCAAGCAGGCAGGAAAAGCCGGGUCUGAAGCCGACAGGUGCCCGACUGCACCCAGCCCGAGACGACUCGUCACUGGUGGCCACAGGCAACGGAGACGCAGGACGAUCCGGAGCCUAAAGUGAAGCCAGGUGACCUGGUGUACGUCAAGGUGUUUAGGAGAAAGUGGGACCACGCCCGACGAGAAGGUCCCUAUACGGUGGUCCGAGCAACAUCAAGACCAGUACAAGUUGAAGGCUCUCCUACCUGGUAUCAUUUAAACCACUGUGUUAAAGCACCAGAGGGGGAAACAGGGUCAGUGACCAAAAAAGAGGAGGAUGAGUGGUCCGGAGAAGAAAAAGACAGUGAUCCUGGUCCUCCUGCUGCUGGUGGGGACACUUGGGGUGGUGCGGCAAUGCCUCAGACCAUCCGUGUCCUCCGAAGCAGGGGAACAGUUAAGACUUAGGAGAGAUGCAAACGGGUCAGUAGGGGCCAAGAGUAACAUAGGUAGACGUAGAGGGCCUGUAGGGAAAGAAUGGCCUAGGGUUAAUGUGUGGACCUCUAAUGGCCCUGGGUGGAGUUAUGGGGUGUGGACCACCUGGAGUGCCCAGAUGUCAAUUAUAGAGUGGGACUCGACUGCACACACAAUGAUCAUUUAUGUGUCUGUGGAUCAGGAGUCCCAGGAGCGGUUGUGUGGGAUAGAGUGGAUGGGCCAGCGCAUGUAUGAGUUCUCUACUUCCUGGGGGAAAGACAGGUGUUCCAUCAGUGUGAGAGAGGGAGAGACGGAGUCAGGAAAAGUAUGGGACAUUAGAGUAGGUUUUCGCAAUAGGAAACCUGAGAGUCCUAGAGUCAUCUGGUCUAAGAAUAAAGGAGGGAGUGCACACCGUGAGGUUGCAGCCCUACAGCCCCCACCAGGAAACAUCGUGGAGGAUGAGGAUGAGGUUCAGACUCAGCGGCCAGCCGGAUCAGCGACCAAAGAGCUCGUUGUUGCUUCAGCGGGGGCUUCAAUGCCGAACAGUGGUUCAGGCCUUUCAGGAUGGAUGCAGCAAGCUGUGUCAGGAUGGACUGAUGGGCUGAUCACAAAAUUACAAGGAUUUUUGUCAGAACAAGAUGAGGAGGAAGACGAGGAACAGGGUGAGAAUACUCUAGUGGAUGUGCGCCUGCAAAAUAGCUGGUACAGAUGGGUUCAGUUUGCGGGGUUGGCUAAUGGGAAGACUGAUUGUUACAUCUGUACUAAAGCCAAGCCUGAUAGGUUUUUUGUGCUAAAUACGAUUUUCAGUUGGCAGGAUUGUGAAAAGAGAUUGCGGGCAUACACUCAAAGUCCCAGACCCUGGUGUGAAGCAGAGUGUUUACUGUAUUUAGGUUCACCCUCUUUCCAGGCAUCAGUUGAUUUUUACGCCCACGGGAAGACCAACGUUCAGCGCUGUGAAGACUUAAAUGUCAGAAUAGGACAGAAGAGCGCGCUAUUAGGUAUGCCAAAUAAUGCCCCUUUAAUUCCAAUUGGUCGUUUUGAAUGUAUUGAGCGCAUGGGUAUGGUGCCCUUAGGUAAAAUCAAGCGCAAGAUCUGCAGCCAUAGAUGGCAGGUCACGACCCUUAACUGCACAAAGCCGCACCUGAAGCCAGCUGUUCUAGUAUCAGGAAUGCUGAGACCGAUACUCGUUGCAGGAUGCCCCUAUUUAGAUCAAACCAUCGCACUAGCUGAUCAUUUCUGGUGGUGUGGAGGUCAGCACCUCUACGCAGUCCUACCUGUGGGAUGGGCUGGCAGGUGUGCUCGGGUGCAAUUAGCACAAGAGAUAAUUACAUUUAAGGGAGAAGAACAAGACAAGAAUGUCAGCAGCAGAAAUAAGCGAAGUUAUCAACCAGAUCCCAGAGUUUACAUCGAUGCCAUUGGACAACCCCGGGGGAUCCCAAACGAGUUCAAAGCUAGGAAGGAGAUUGCCUCAGGAUUCGAAUCUAUCCUACCUUGGAUUAGGACGAAUCGCAAUACCGAGUGGGUAACCUACAUUUAUUUUUCGUUGCAGAGAUUCAUUAAUUACACAGACGAUGCGUUAGGGGCUCUGGGAGAACAGGUGGGUGCAACAAGUGCAGUAGCGUGGCAGAAUAGGCAAGCACUAGACUGGAUCUUAGCAGAGAAGGGAGGAGUGUGUGCUCUCAUAGGUGAUGUGUGUUGUACUUAUAUUCCAGGACACACAGCACCGGACGGAGCCUUUACUGAAGCAAUGAAGAGACUCAGAGCGCUCAGAGUUGAGGUAAAAGAGGCGGCUGGCAGUGGGUCGGAUUUGAGCUGGACAAAUUGGCUGGAAAAUAUGGCUGGGGACUGGAAACAGGGGCUGAUUAAAUUGGGGGUAAUGAUUACUGUAGGAGUAGUUGUCCUAGGACUCAUCUUCUGUUGUUGCAUUCCGUGCUUGAGAUCGUUGGCGCUUAGAGCAGUAACCAAGCAGACGAUGCAGAUGGCAGUUAUUAAACAGAGAGUGAAGAGCAGUCAGAGUAGCAUAGGUAGUGAGGGAGGUGACCUCUUUCCAGUUCCUGACUGGAUCCAUAUCGGGCCCGAGGACGAGGAGGCGGAUGAGGACGGUGCCACCCCAUUAGCGUGAGGGCGGAGAGGAAGACUGGAGACGGCCUGAUAUGCACCACAACUAUCUAUGCACAUAUACACAUGCACAUAUAUACUCCACACACAGUUAAAGGCACACGUCUAUUCUGUAAAGUGCCACAGAUUAUCCACAUUGUUCAUGUAUUCACAUUGUUCAUGUACUGCAUUAAUGUUCUUGUAACCAGAAAAAUGACAAAUGUAUGCUGUGGUGUGUAGCAUUGGUUGCCACUAUGUAUCUGAAUUAUUCUGACACAAUGUAGCAGAAGUUUGUACCACAUGAUGUAUGUUUUUGUGUUGUUUUAAGGUGGGGGACCGGAUUCACCUGAAAAGGCAGUCCUCUAAACUAAUUUGGGCGUGAGGUAAAACAGGUUUAAAUUGCGUAGUCUUACUAAUAGGGUUAAUUAGGUUAAUUGGCCUUAGCUUUAAUGGACAUUUAUCUGUCCAUUGAGGGGGAAGUUUGUAGUAAAAUUGAUCAUUGCUUAUGAGAGAAGUACAGAAAGUAGAUGGGUUCGUGUGUCCUCAGUGACUGGGGUGAAAGGGUUUGCUUAAACUGGGUUCGCAGAAUCUAUGUUCGCAGAAUCUGUUGCGUAAACUGUUUAUUCAAGCUGUUCCUAAGGAAAUAUUCAAAAUGUCACGCCGACCUGGGAGCUGGACAGAUAACACGGCCCAGCGCCAGGACUUUCCGAGUAGCCGAGAAAAACAUCUACACGUCCUUAUUUGGACAUGUGGAAAGAUUUUAGGUGGCGGUUAAAAGCAGGCCUUCACAGGCUGGGGUUUUCACAGCGCUUCGCAGAGGGUCCGCUGGUAGCACACAGCUGACCUUUUCCGACCUCUCAGUUCUCUCUGCAGAGGAACAAGCAGGUGAAUUCGGUCUCUGCUUCUCUUGCUAUUACUCUUUUGUAAACAUUAUCUGAUUGUGUUAAUUUGUCAUAUAAUAAACCUGUAUGCUAUUGAUUUAAACUUCAAA